Molecule: messenger RNA, 579 nt
Organism: Melozone crissalis (California towhee)
Lineage: Eukaryota; Metazoa; Chordata; Aves; Passeriformes; Passerellidae
Gene: RIPPLY1
Product: ripply transcriptional repressor 1
Exons: 5
Coding region: 1-579 (192 amino acids)
Biological process (GO): embryonic pattern specification; negative regulation of transcription by RNA polymerase II
Cellular component (GO): nucleus
Source: RefSeq, a predicted model, not a curated record
AUGCAAGCUGCUGCCUGCUGCCUGACUGCCCACGGGCUCCGGGUGCCAGUGCCCAGUGCCUGCCCAGCCCCGGGGCUGGAGCAAGGGGCAAGAGCCCUUCCUCUCUGGAGGCCGUGGCUGCCCCGAGCCCAGGAGGGACCCGCGCCGCGGCGGGAGGAGACGGACGCUGCUCGGGCAGCGGAGGGGCACGGCGGUCCCGGCAAAGCGCUGGCGUUCUUCCAGCACCCGGUCAGGCUCCUCUGGCCCAAGUCCAAGGCCUUUGACCACCUGUACAGCGUGGGGGAGAAGCUGCUGGAGAACUUCCCGGUGCAGGCCACCCUCUGCUUUUAUGAGGAUUCGGGCAGCGAGGAGGAGGAGGAUGAUGAGGAUGAGGAGGAGGAAGAAGCCGGCGUGAGACAACAGGCAGGGGAAGGCACACAGCGCUGCGUGCGGCAGCGGGGCCAGACCCGCCCGGAGCCCCGGCCAACCCCCGGGGCCACCCCCGGGCUGCGCCCGCGCUCCGCGGAAACACGGCGGGGCUCAGGACUACGGCUCCCAGCGGCCACCGCGGCACCGCCCGGCAGCCGCAACGCGCUCUGA